This is a messenger RNA of Eurytemora carolleeae, 2981 nucleotides long. Its product is annotated as nephrin. Gene Ontology annotation, molecular function: protein binding. Lineage: Eukaryota; Metazoa; Arthropoda; Copepoda; Calanoida; Temoridae. The transcript is spliced from 26 exons. The coding region runs from base 79 to 2550 and encodes 823 amino acids. The record is from RefSeq and is a predicted model, not a curated record.
GUUGAUUAUACACAGUCUCCAACUGACUACAAGAAUAUUUUCCUUAAAGUUACAGUGCCCCCAAGAAGCCUGGUGAUUAUGGGUGAUCGUGGAACAGUUUAUAAACCAGGAGAUCCUGUUGGACCUUUAACAGAGGGUCAAUCUUUUACUACUGUUUGUAAAGUGUCAGGAGGUGACCCUGCCCCUGGUGUAGUAUGGUACAGAGGGAACCAAAUCUACGAUAAAACAUUUAUUGGAAACGAACUCGGAGUUGUGCAGAAUACGCUUUCCAUCCAGAGGUUAAGUAGAGAGGACAUAGGUGUCACAUACAGAUGUCGAGCAAACAAUAAUAAUAUCACGGCUCCCCUGGAAUCAUCUAUCAAGCUUGAUAUCAUGUUUCCUCCCCUUGGAGCCAGAAUUAUUUCGGAGGACAGGCCUUUACUAUCAGGAAAAGAGUACAGUUUGGCCUGUAUAUCCUGGGGUUCUCUGCCUUCAAGCCAUAUUGCCUGGUUUAGAAAACACAAGAAUCACCAGGGAAUGAUACCAGUGACUACGGAUAAAGUGUCUGUGAGUUCUGACGGAAAUGUAACAACAAGUUGGAUAAGGUUGCUGGCUAAACCUGAGUACAACGGUCAGGUGCUCUAUUGCCGCGGCUCCAAUUAUAAACUUGAAGCUGGAGUAUUCGUGGAGGAUAGUAGAACUAUAUCAGUCUUCUUUAAACCUAAUGUAGAGAUUCGGCUCGGCCGUGCUGUCAAUCCAAGGGACCUUGAAGAAGGAGAUGACCUGUAUUUUGAAUGUCAUGUUGUGAGUAACCCACCCCCACACAGAGUUCUUUGGAGACAUAAUGUAAGAAACUACAGCUGUGAGGCCGUGAACGUUGAAGGAUCAGGAACGUCAACCUAUCUUAAUAUUGCAAUCAUGUAUAAACCUUCAUGCUCCACCAAUCAGAAGAAAAUAUACGGAGUUUCAGAGAGAGAAACAGCUCAUAUAUCAUGCAAGGUUGACUCCUACCCCCUAGCUGACACCUUCUACUGGACCCUUAACACAUCAUUAGGAGAUAAGGAUAUUCAGGACUCUGAUGGAGAUAUUUCCAAUCUGGCUGGUUCCAGUCUUCUCUCAUACAAACCUACUGCAAAGAUUGAGUUUGGAACAAUUCUUUGCUACGGAAAGAAUGUGGUCGGGAAGCAGUCUACUCCAUGUGUGUUCCAUGUUAUCCCUGCAGGACCCCCGGAUAGGCCUGAUGACUGCCAGAUUACCAAUCAAUCCACAAUGGGAAUUCGUGUAACAUGCCAACCCGGGUUUGAUGGAGGUUUACCUCAACGAUUUCACUUGGAAGUCAUUGGAGCACUCAAUCAUAGAGUUUUGUUCAAUGAAAGUCGAGAUCUUCCUAAUUUCUGGUUGUCAGGUUUAGAACCUGGAACUGCAAUAUAUAUCAGGAUAUCGGCUGAGAAUAGGAAAGGGCAAAGUCCUAUGGUGAUGAUACAGGCUUUAACUAGUGUCCUGCUUGAGGUUAAUUCCCCUGUAAUGAAAGAAGAGGGAGAAAAAGGGGAUGAAAAAGUUCCGAUUUUUAUGGUUGUUGUUGCAGGUUGUAUACUGACUGCUGGAGUCCUGGGAAUAGGUUUGGGAAUAACUCUUCAUUGUCUGGCUCCUGUCAGAUCAGUUCAUGCUUUGGAUUGUAGAUCUAGCAAGGGCCUUGCUCAGAUGGAGGAAGAGGAAGAACAAGAAUCUCCAGAUCUUAUUCAGCAUAUAUUUACAGAACAAAAACAAGAUGGAAGUCAGGUUAGAGCAGACAGAGUUCCUGGAACCACAAGCAUUCAUAGUUCAGAUUCAUCAGGAUUCUCAGAAAUGGCAGGAAGUUCUGAUGGAACCAGACCACCUUUGUUUUCAGAAGCAUCACGUCCUGCAACAGCAGAACACCAAAUACAAAGCAGUAGAACCGGUUUUGCUGAGAGUAGUUUUCAAACUGGCCGCCAGGGGGAAAGUUUUUAUCAAAACGGCCGCCAGGGGAAGAGUAGUUAUCAAAACGACCGCCAGGGGGAGAACAGUUUUCGAACUGGACACCAGGUGGUUCAGAGCCCAGCGGACAGUUUAAAUGGAAUCAGCUACGGAACAAAUUACGUCCACAACAAUUUACAAGGUUCCAAAACGCUUGGUAGGACUAGAUAUGGUCCAGCUUUGCAUGGAUACUCAACAUUUACAAGGGGAAACUCUCGUCCCUCCUCGAUCCUCCUGUCCGAUCUCCAGGAGCUGGAGACUCUACGCGGUGAAGAACCAGACCUAGCCACGAGUCUACGCAGUCUACACAGUCUGUCAGUUGAUAAACCAAACCACUACUCACCCAGCACCUUUCAACCCACUACACUCUCAACUUCAACCCUGAGAAGAGGACAAGGACAACCCUUAAGAAGUGGCGGAGAGCAGAGGGCGGAGUAUUUGUCAAGUUGGGGCGGAGUAGGUGGAGAUCGGGGCGGAAAUAUAGACUGUAGAAGUGGGUGGGGCGGAGAACGGGUUCUCGGGGCGUCGGGAAAUAUUUCUCCCCUCAUGGAAAGUGAUCGGGAAAGCUGUGUAUAAACUUUUUAAAACGCACACAACACAAUAUAUUAUUAUCAAGAUCCAGCUCCUUGCCUUGAAGAGUAAGGUCUCAAAAUAUAUUAGAAUUAUUAUCAAGAUCCAGCUCCUUGCCUUGAAGAGUAAGAUCUCAAAAACAAGUUUAAGUUUAAGGUUAGCUAAUUAUGUACAAUUGUAACACGUCUUUGUCAAAUAUGUUUUUAGCAUUCACAAAAUCAAUGAAGAAAAAAUUACCCCUUGUAAAGACAACUAGAAAACAAUUGAAUAGGUAGACACGACAUUUUCUCCUUAGCAAGCGCAUUUUAUGUUGUAACAAACCAAAUAGUUUUCCUAGACAUUUAUCAAUUUCUAAUUUAGCUAAAUGGGUCUGUUAACGUUGCACAAUUACUGUGCCUCAUGCUCAUUGGGCUUUUUCAAGUUACAACUAGAUUCUA